AACGCACUGUCUGCAACUUUUUUCUACUCAAAAUUCUCCAUUUUCUCUCUUUUUAAUUCUCUUCGUUUGUUAUAGAAUAAACGGAGGGCAAAAAUGGGUUCUCGGGUUCAGUCUCAUCAGCUCAGCAAUGGGUUGUUUGUUUCUGGAAGGCCGGAGCAUCUAAAAGAGCGGCAACCGACAAUGUCAUCACGGGCGGUGCCGUACACCGGUGGUGAUAUCAAGAAAUCCGGUGAGCUUGGGAAAAUGUUGGUUGAUCGUUCCUCUUCCAGUGGUCCUCCUUCGAACCCCAACUCGAACCCCAACUCGAAGCAGCAGUCGCAAGUUCUGCAACCUUCACGUGCUUCGUCUUCUUCGCAGCCCAACAGUGGAUCCAUGCGAUCCGGGUCUAACUCGGGUACCAUCAGGAAAUCGUCGGGUCCCAUGCCGCUUCAGCCAACUGGGCUAAUCACUUCGGGUCCGCUCAGCUCCUCCGGUCCCCGGAGGUCGGGGCAGCUCGGUCAGGUCGAGCAAACGGGUGGUGUUUCCGGGAAAUCAGGGUACGGUCCCGGCGUGACGAGUCUCGGGGAAGGUGUGGGAUUUGGGUUUAGGGUUUCCAAGGCUGUGAUUUGGGUGGUUAUGGUGGUGGUGGUGAUGGGGUUGUUGGUGGGGGCAUUUCUGAUGGUUGCCGUGAAAAAAGUGGUGGUUCUUGGGGCGGUGGGCGCGGUGGUUGUCCCCAUGGGGUUGGGUUUAGUUUGGAAUUGUAUUUGGGGAAGGAAAGGCUUGCUGGGGUACAUGAGGAGGUACCCAGAUGCUGAGCUUAGAGGUGCUGUUGAUGGCCAAUACGUGAAAGUUACUGGGGUUGUCACAUGUGGUAGCAUUCCAUUGGAAUCAUCUUACCAGCGGGUGCCAAGAUGCAUAUAUGUUUCCACUGAAUUGUAUGAGUAUAGGGGAUGGGGUGGAAAGUCUGCAAAUCCUAAACAUCGCUACUUCUCCUGGGGAUGUAGACAUUCUGAGAAAUUUGUUGCGGAUUUCUACAUAUCAGAUUUCCAAUCUGGAUUAAGAGCAUUGGUCAAAGCAGGCUAUGGAGCUAAGGUUGCUCCAUUUGUCAAACCGGCUACUGCAGUUGACAUAACAAAAGAAAACAGGGACUUAUCUCCAAGCUUUUUAAGCUGGCUAGCGGAACGGAAUAUCUCCAGUGAUGACCGUAUAAUGCGCUUAAAGGAGGGUUACAUAAAAGAAGGGAGUACGGUAAGCGUGAUGGGGGUUGUCCGACGCCAUGAUAAUGUACUCAUGAUCGUGCCACCAUCAGAACCUAUCCCAACAGGAUGCCAAUGGAAUCGGUGCCUCCUUCCAACAUAUGUCGAAGGUCUUAUCAUGACAUGUGAUGAGAAUCAGAAUGCCGAUGUUGUCCCUGUGUAGAUUCAUCGCGAUCGAUCUUAAGUUUCUACUUAAGGAUGGGAAAAGGUUGAAGUAUCACAAUACCAGUAUAACUCUUUAUCUUCCAUUGCCUGCAAGAUCAAGUGCAUGCAUGCAAAUGUGGUAGAAAUCAAGAAAUAUAACACAUAAAGAGGAAGUCCGAAACUGCAUACUAAUCAAAGGAUAAUCUACUUUUGGAUCAGCAUGCCGGGGAAAGUAAAGAUUGUAUUUUUGGUUGAAGCUAUACAUGGAAUAUGUUGUAUUGUGAAGAUGAAUGAGUAUGUUUUAGUGUAUAUAUGGAAUAGUGUUUUUCUUUGGAAAAAGAGGAAUUUUCUAAGCUUUUACGUAUUUGGUGCUGGUUUAUGUUAUGAAAUGCAAUGUUAAGAAAGUAGAUGGGUACAUAUGCAAAUAA
Hibiscus syriacus is the source of this 1807-nucleotide messenger RNA. RefSeq lists its product as uncharacterized. Bases 94 to 1398 code for a protein of 434 amino acids. The transcript is spliced from 4 exons. The record is from RefSeq and is a predicted model, not a curated record. NCBI's taxonomy places the organism in Eukaryota, Viridiplantae, Streptophyta, Magnoliopsida, Malvales, Malvaceae.